CGGCUCCGCCAAUUCCCAACCCCACGAUCCCGUCAUCCUCCCAUCCAGAUCCCCUCCCGGUUCGGGAAGAACCAGGACCAGACCAUCCACGAUGAGACCCGCCGGAAACUAGAAAGGAUCUCUGGAGGGUUUACCGCUGUGAGGUGGGGGGUCGCUUAUGGGAGUGGGGUGUUCGAUCAGGUGGGAUAUGCUAGUCGGGGGUUGAACGGGAUCCCCAGCCCGGACUCUACUACGAAAACUAGGAAAGAACAACCUCUGGUGGAUUUCUUGUUCUCUACCUCCCACCCUUCGCAUUUCCACGCGAUCAACCUCCAAAAGAACCCUGAGCAUUACCCGAGGUUGUUCAGGUGGUUAGGACCCGAAGCGAUCGCACGGGUACAAGAAUGGGGAGGAGGGGUGUGGUUCGUGACCGAUGUCGACACCGUCCGUAUAAAAUACGGGAUCAUCUCCACCGACGCCCUGUGUACGGAUUUGCUCGAUUGGACGACGUUGUACGUCAGCGGACGGUUACACAAGCCCGUGAGGAUCGUCAAGGGAGCGGCGGAUCGGAGGGUUUUGGUCGCUGCGCAGGUGAACUUGACUUCGGCGCUCCGGGUCGCGCUCUUGCAGCUGCCAGAGACGUUUACGGAGAGGGAGUUGUGGGAACAGGUCGCUGGGAUCAGUUAUUCCGGCGACCCCAGGAUGUCGAUCCCCGGCGCAGAGAACCCGCACAAAGUGAAAAACAUCGUCGCUCCCCAAAUGCACCGUUUCCGAGGUCUGUACGGCCGGUUAUUGAGCGGAAUGGGAGGGGUCAGACCUGCAGACGAGGAGAAGCAAGACAAAAGCAUCUCUUACCGGGCCGACCUCUUAUCGAAACUCCCUCGGACGCUCAGAAGAUCGAUCGCCACCCAUUACUGCACUCAGUUCAAUGUGCAGAUGCUGAAACCGGGUGAAGAGCCGCAAGAAGGAGGACCGACGGCUUUGACAGGGGACGAUUUUUGGAAAAAGGUCGCUGGGGUCGACGAGGCGGAUUUGCGGGCGGUCUUGAGUCGGGCGCUCAAGGGGAUCAUGGGGAAACCGGCUUUGAGGCAGAGCUUCAAGGGAUUGUUGACGGCUGGGUUCAGCAAGAGCAUGGUUUACGCCGGUCGCAAGGUCGGCAAGUGGUGGAAGGCCAAGGUGAGCGACGGAUCGCCUUGA
Messenger RNA from Filobasidium floriforme, 1176 nucleotides. RefSeq names its product Mmp37-domain-containing protein. Gene Ontology annotation, cellular component: mitochondrion. The record is from RefSeq and is a predicted model, not a curated record. The transcript is spliced from 6 exons. The annotation marks the transcript as partial. Lineage: Eukaryota; Fungi; Basidiomycota; Tremellomycetes; Filobasidiales; Filobasidiaceae. Gene Ontology annotation, molecular function: phosphatidate cytidylyltransferase activity. Gene Ontology annotation, biological process: CDP-diacylglycerol biosynthetic process; cardiolipin biosynthetic process.